CAGAUUGUACUUCGAGGGUCGGGAUUAGCAGUUCUGGAGAGGAGAUGGGUGGAUGGGGAACGUAAGGCAAGCUGGAGUUUUGCGCACUCCUGUCUCGUUCUUCGUGAGCUCGAGAAGAAUGGGUUUGGAUGGCGUCAGUUUCGUUCAUCUCUCCUACUUCAUUGUUUUUCUGUACAUGUAUUUUCCCGCUAGGGCUGGAGCCUCAUGUCCAUCUGGUUGGGUAAGUAGUCCCAAUAAGAGCAAGUGCUUCACUUAUGUGGGAAAUUUUCUUCCUUGGAAUGGAUCAGAGGCAGUUUGCCAAGGUCAUGGUGGUCAUCUUGCAGCUCUAGAAUCAUUGAAAGUGUUGGAUUUUGUGCAGAAUCUCUGUGCUAGUAACUCAAGUGGCUGUUGGAUUGGUGGAUAUGGUUACAAUUCAAGUCGUGGUUAUGUUUGGCACUGGUCAGACAACAUGACAAAUUGGAAUGAGAAUGUCUUACCCGUUGAAAAAUCUCACAGUAUUUGUAACAAUGCGUCAUGCAACGAAAACCCAAACACUUCAUGUACUUUGGUGACAAAUACUCAUGCUGCUCUUGUUGGUGAGAGAUGUGAUAGGCCACAUGGAUUUUUGUGCAUGCUUUAUCAAGACACAGUUUUGGCUGAGAACAGAUGCUCCCAUAAGCAGUGCCAUAAAGAGUAUUUCAUCAUACUUAUGGUUGUUAGUCUAUUGAUACUUGCCACUACUACGGCUGUUGUGGUAUGGCUUCUCGUCUAUAAGCGGAGCAAGAAAAGGAGGCGAUCACACAAAUCAUCUGGUCCUUCAGCAGCUGCAUUGGUUCCUCCAUCAUGGAAGGUUUUUACGAUGGAAGAGCUGAUUUCCUUUACAAAGAAUUUCAGUGAAGGAAGUCGUCUUCCUGGGAACACCAAAACAGGUGGAACAUUUAGUGGAACAUUGCCAGAUGGAUCAAGGGUGGCUGUAAAAAGGCUGAAGAGAUCCAGCCUCCAAAGGAAAAAGGAGUUCUAUUCGGAGGUUCGAAGGGUUGCACAUCUACAUCAUCCUAAUUUAGUCGCUGUCAAGGGUUGUUGCUAUAAUCAUGGGGACCGCUACAUUGUUUAUGAAUUCGUUGCGAAUGGACCCCUGGAUAGAUGGCUUCACCAUGUUCCAAGGGGAGGCAGAUGCCUUGACUGGGCAAUGAGAAUGAGAAUCGCAACAACUCUUGCUCAAGGAAUUGCGUUUCUGCAUGACAAAGUUAAACCGCAUGUAGUUCACCGCAAUAUCUGCGCUAGCAACGUGCUCCUCAAUGAAGAAUUUGGAGCUCACCUUUUAGGUGUUGGCCUCUCCAGAUGCAUACCAUGGGAAGCCAUGCAUGGAAGGACGGUCAUGGCCGGUACUCAUGGAUAUCUCGCUCCUGAAUUUGUCUACAAGAACGAACUCACCACCAAAAGCGACGUGUACAGCUUUGGAGUACUGUUGCUAGAAAUCAUAAGCGGUCAUCGUCCCGCUCAGGCUGUCGAAUCGUUAGGCUGGCAGACUAUUUUCGAGUGGGCUACCCCUCUUGUCCAGUCUCACAGAUAUCUGGACCUAUUAGAUCCAGUAAUUCUAGACAUUCCAGAAGUUGGUGUGAUUCAGAAGGUUGUUGAUCUUGUUUAUUCUUGCACUCAGCAUGUUCCUUCAGUUCGGCCGAGGAUGUCACAUGUUGUUCAUCAGUUGCAGCAGUUAGGGUUGAGAGCUGCGGCGGAACAGUCGGCCGGUGGCGGUAUGAGCUCGAAAGGGACAUCCCCAAUGUCAGGAUUUGAGAUUGGAACUUCUUUGGUUUGAGUAGCAGGCUUGGUUGGAUUGAUGAAGCUUUAAGCAGGCUGGAGGGUUAUUUUAUUAGGUUUGCUGUGGAAAAGAUUGCUAUUUGAGCUACUUGAGCCUGCUUGUUAUUAAAUUUUUUCGAGUAACGGCUACUUAUUUGUUGUCUAAAAUGUUGUCCUUGCAUUUGUUCUCGCUGCUGAUUGCACCGUUUGUUCA
Molecule: messenger RNA, 1990 nt
Organism: Phalaenopsis equestris
Lineage: Eukaryota; Viridiplantae; Streptophyta; Magnoliopsida; Asparagales; Orchidaceae
Product: C-type lectin receptor-like tyrosine-protein kinase At1g52310
Exons: 4
Coding region: 53-1795 (580 amino acids)
Biological process (GO): protein phosphorylation
Molecular function (GO): ATP binding; protein kinase activity
Source: RefSeq, a predicted model, not a curated record